This is a messenger RNA of Oryza brachyantha (malo sina), 2866 nucleotides long. RefSeq names its product translocase of chloroplast 90, chloroplastic. The transcript is spliced from 3 exons. The coding region runs from base 117 to 2462 and encodes 781 amino acids. Gene Ontology annotation, cellular component: chloroplast outer membrane. Gene Ontology annotation, molecular function: GTP binding. NCBI's taxonomy places the organism in Eukaryota, Viridiplantae, Streptophyta, Magnoliopsida, Poales, Poaceae. Gene Ontology annotation, biological process: protein targeting to chloroplast. The record is from RefSeq and is a predicted model, not a curated record.
GACCCUGUCCGGUGUCCGCUUGGGUUGAUCCUCCUCCACCUGCCACACAAACCAAAUCCAGCAAUCUCCGGCGCCAUCGUCUUCUUCCCGUAUCGCCGGGGGUGCGGUGAUUGGUGAUGAUGAGCUUCAGGGACUGGAUCUCGUACCGGCUCGGCUCGUCGGUGCUGUCGGCGAGGCCGUUCGCGCUCUCCGGGGGGAACGACGGCGCCGGCAGGGGCGAUGGGGAUGGUGCAGCGCAGAGUGAGUUUGUAGAAACUGUUUCUGCCAAUAGAUUUCGGUCUAAUGAUAUCCACACAUCAGAUUCAGAAGUCACAUCCAAUCCACAUAUUGGCACAAUGUCUUAUGAAUCAGAUCUUGAUAACACCAAGUCAGAUCCACUAAAGCAUGUUGAGGCUCUUCAAAUUAAGUUCCUGCGGCUUAUGCACAGAACUGGAGUGCCUCCCACUAGUGAUGUUGUCGCACAGGUACUGUACAGAUUGCACCUUGCCAACUUGAUAAAAGCUGGCGAAUCAGAUACCAAGAGAACCAACCUUGCUAUCAACAAAGCUAGAAUUAUAGCAGCAGAGCAAGAAGCAGCCGGUGGACCUGAUUUGGACCUCCCCUUGCGAAUUCUUCUACUUGGAAAGACUGGUGUGGGAAAAAGUGCAACAAUAAACUCCAUUUUUGAUGAAGCAAAGGUUGCUACUAACGCAUUAGCUCCUGCUACUGAAAGGAUAAGGAGGAUUGAAGGAACAAUCAAAGGAAUAAGGGUUACAGUUAUCGACACACCUGGUUUGACGCCCCAUUACCAUAGCCAGCGGAGGAACAGAAAGAUUCUACAUGCUAUCAAGCAUUUCAUUAAAAGAUCACCACCUGAUAUCGUCUUGUACUUCGAGCGACUUGACCAUAUCAACAGUAGAUACAGUGAAUACCCUCUGUUGAAACUCAUAACUGAUAUAUUGGGUUCUUCAAUGUGGUUCAACACUGUCCUUGUGAUGACUCACUGCUCUUCAUCUCCUCCUGAAGGACCAGAUGGUUAUCCUUUGGAAUAUGACGCCUAUGCCCGUUAUUGUAAGAAUGUGGUCCUGCGUCAUAUCCAGGUGGCUGCUUCUAACACACAGAUGGAGAACCCUGUCAUUCUUGUUGACAAUCAUCCAAUGUGCAGACGGAACAUCAAAGGUGAAAGAGUUUUGCCUAAUGGGAAGGUAUGGGUAUCAGAACUUUUGCUGCUAUGUGGAGCAACCAAGUUGCUGGCAGAAGCAAAUUCCUUGCUUAAGUUUCAAGAUAGCUUCCUUCUGUCACAAGCAAAUACCAGGCUUCCUUCAUUGCCUCAUCUUCUUUCUUCACUCCUUAAACCUCAUUCGUCAUCCAGAUCAGAUGGUCUUGACACACUCAUGACUGAACUGUCAGAUGACGAGGAUGAAUCUGAUCAGUUACCGCCGUUCCGUGUUCUGAAGAAAUCUGAAUAUGAGAAAUUGACAAAAGAACAGAGAUCUGCAUAUCUUGAUGAACUAGACUACCGUGAAACUCUAUACCUAAAGAAACAGUGGAAGGAGGGAAUUAGGAGGCAAAAGCUUGCUGAAUCUCAAAAUGUUGAAGCAUCAAAUGCCAUUGGUGAUGAUUACGAUGAAAGCACAUCCCCAGAGGUUGUACACAUGUCUGAUAUGGAAAUUCCAUUAAGUUUUGACUCUGAUUAUCCAGUUCAUCGCUACCGUUACCUCAUAACUGAUGAUCAAGUUUUCAGACCAGUUUUAGAUACACAAGGAUGGGACCAUGAUAUUGGAUUUGAUGGGAUCAAUUUUGAAGCAUCUCAAGAUUUACCAAAGAAUAUAACUGCAUCAAUUGCGGGACAGAUGAGAAAGGACAAAGAAGACAUGUAUGUCCAAUCAGAAUGUUCAGUGAGCUACAGCAAUAAGAACGGCCACUCCUUGAUAGGGGGCAUGGAUAUGCAAACAGCAAGUAAGGAUCUGGUUUGUACCAUCCAUGGGGACGCCAAGAUCCGCAAUUUGCCCUGGAACACUACUGAAGGAGGCAUAUCUGUUACUAAAUUCGGGACCAAGUAUUUUAGCGGGGCCAAAUUAGAGGAUUCCAUCACUAUUGGGCGACGAAUUCAGUUGGUAGGCAAUGCUGGGAGGAUGGUUGGAUGUGGACAAGUUGCAAAUGGAGGUGGCCUGGAAAUGACGUUAAGGGGCAAAGAUUACCCUGUAAGAGAAGAUAGCAUCACAGUCGCAGCCACCGCUCUCUCAUUCGAGAAAGAGACUGUAAUCGGGGCUAAUCUUCAGUCAGACUUCCGAGUGGGCCGUGGAUCAAAAAUGUCGUUCAGCGCUAACCUAAACAGCAGGAACCUAGGCCGUCUCUCUAUCAAGACUAGCACUUCAGACCAUUCUGAAAUAGCCCUGAUAGGUGCUGUCACACUGUUCCAGUUCUUUCUCAGGAGAAGAGCCGCAUCAACUGAUAAAGGUGAGCAGCAAUUUGACACUUAGAUGAGUGAAACGGAUAGGAAAAGAAGACAACUGUAGCAUGAUGCAGAUGUUUAGCAGCAUCAAGAUUUAGGACUACUUGGUGAAGUUUGGGCGUCCUUUAAAAUCUGGGAUUCCAACUUGUACAGAAUUACUGUAUGUCUGAUGUAUAAAUGCAGCAUUUUUCUAGCCAGAAUGGCUUCUGCCUGACGCAAACUAGGCUGCUAGUAAAUUCAGUUUUGACAGUCGGGUAAGAUGAUAAUCCGUUUAUCCUUUGCAUGCUUAUGUUUGGAGCUAAAUAUUUUUACUUCUUCCGACAGCCGACAGGAUGAUGUGUUUCCUGUAAAAUUCAUAUGUUCUGAACAGCUCCUAAAAUUGACAUUUUGAAACCAGUCGUCAUGAUGACAUUUUGAAAUCGGGCAUUAUGA